AUGCCCCUAUUAAAUUCUUUUGUCGACUCCAUUGCUUGUGUCGGUUUUACUUCAGAACGUGGUCUUAAACUUGAUCCAGAAUCUAAAGACAAUGGAUCUUUUUUUACAUCUAAUUUACAAUCAUCUGUAUUGGCUAUUAUUACGGCUGAUCGUGCUAUGUAUCCACAAUCGCGCGGUAGUGAAUUUAUCGAUCCAUCUUAUCCACCAAUAGGUUACCCAAGAUCACGCUCCUUUUCAGCACGAUCAACUAGUUCAGAUCGUUCAUCACCUGUUUCUUCUUUAGCUACCGGUAUAAGAACUCAAAAACAACAUAUGGUACCAGCUAGAUUUAAUAAUUUACCACUUUUCUGUUUUCCUGAUGGUGUUCGAGCUACACAUCAACGAGAAAAUGAAAAAAUUCAUCAAAUUGUAUUUACACAAGAAGAGGGAAAACGAAUUUAUGCUCUGGCACUUACAUUUCAACAAUCAUUUAGUCUUAAAACAAAUAAACCUGAUGAUGAUGGUAUAUAUCAAGUUGAUGAUGUUAAAUUAUCAACAUCAAAUCCAAGACGUCCAAGUGUAUCAAAAAUUCCCGUCGCCAUUGAUAGACAAAAACUAGCUUCACCAUCUUCAUCACCAACAUCACCAUCAUCACCAUCAACAUCAGCAACUAAGACACGUUCAAAAAAAAUGCCUUCAUCAUUUCAUUAUUCUGAUCCAAAUUCUACUAGUCAAAUACGACCGUCAUCUAGUUCUACUGAUUUGACUAAACAACAACAUCAUUAUGAAACACAUACCAUUAGUAGUUAUAUGAAAAAUUUAUCAUCAACAGCUACACCUCCACCUACUCGUAUGGUACGUACGAAUAGUCAAAGUAGUUUAGUAUCCUUAAAUGAUGCUACAAGUAGUACUACUACUACUACUACUACUGAAGUACGAAGACGUUCAAGUUCAAAUACAUCUCGAACAUUAUCAACGACUACAGCAUCAUCAUCUUCAACAUCAUCUGAUAUAACAAAACCAUUCUAUUUACCACAUUGUAUUGUUCUUGUUUCUAAUCAACCAUAUUGGACUGCUAUGCAAGAAACAAUUUCAAUUAUUCAUGAUGAAAUUAUUCGUUCAAAAACUGAACCAAGUUCAAAUCUAUAUAAACAAAUCAUACAAAAAUAUGCGUUUCUUGCUUGUAAUACACCAAUACCACCCAUACCAUGGGAACGUUUUUCACUUUCAUUUAAUUUAACACAUGAACAAUCUGUAUUAAGAUUUGAUCCACCCAUAGAUACAAAUCAAACAGUACUCGAUUUAGAUUUAUCAAUUCUUCCUUUAACAAUUAAUAUUGGCAAAUUACUUGAUGUAUUAGCAGUAAUAUUUACACAACAACCAAUUAUUUUUUUUAGUUCAAAUUAUUCAACAUUAGUUGCAACACUUGAAUGUCUUCUCUAUUUAAUAUAUCCAUUAAAAUGGGUUCAUGUUUAUGUACCAUUUGUACCUGAUGAUUUACGUGAUUACUAUCUUGAAGAUCCACCUGGUUCAUAUAUAAUGGGUGCACAUUCACGUCAUCAAUCUAUUGUUGAAGAUCUUGAUAUAAGUUUUACAUGUAAUUUAGAUAAUGAUAAAAAUAUACAUAUACCAAAAAAGAUUGAUUUUCAUCAUUUACCACCAAGUAAAAUUCAACGUUUUGUUAAUCGAAUAACAGAAUUUCUUGAAAAUAUUAAAGUAUCACGUUCAUUACAAAAUGUUCGUACACCAAUUCGUUUACGUAUUGAUCAACAACGUGAAUAUGAACGUCAACAACGUGUUACAACAAAUCAUAAACUUAUGAAAAUAUUUCUUGAUUUAAUGGUUGAUAUAUGUGGUGAUACAUUAAAACCAAUUUAUUGGAAAGUAAAUCCUCAACAAAUAAGUCCAACAAAUACAUUAACAAGAACAUCAAAUGGUGAUGGAAAAAAUUCUACUCCAAGUCAAACUAAAACAACAUUUAGUAAAGAAAAAUAUUUACUUUCUAAAACUGAAGGUGUUGAAUUAGAAUUUUAUCGAGCAUUUAGUGAAAGUACAGCAUUUCAACUUCUUAUGGAAAAAGAAAUGACAUCAACAUCAGCAACUUUAUUUAGACAAAUAUGUGAAUUACAUUCAUUAUCAAAUGAAAAUCAACUUUAUCAUGUUAACAGUAUAUCAUCAGAUGGACAUGAAUACAAUCAAGUUGAAUCAACAAAUACAUUAUAUGACUCAAUGUCUUCUCAAAUGUUAUUACCAUUACCAAAUUGGUCUUCAAAUAUAUCAACACAUUAUUUAGAUAGUUGUAUCGAAAUAUUUACUAGUGAAUUACAAAAUGCACAAAAACAACAUUCACCAGCUGUAAUAUCCGUUUAUGCUUAUCUACGUGGUUGUGCAUUGUUAGCUCGUGGUCAAUACAUUGAUGGUCUUCAUGAUCUUUAUUUAAUUGAAAAUCCAAAUCUAUUUCCAUAUGAUUAUAUUGAAACAACCAUUCUUCCUCGUCUUGUUGAUGAAUGUUUACUUGAAUUAUUUCUUAAUGAACCAUAUUAUACAAAAUCUCCUGAAUGGAAAAAAAUUAAUAUACAUUCAACAUCUCAGAAUAUGACAAUAAUUGAUCUUGAAAAAAGUGGAAAUUCAUUAGAGGAUGCAACUCCUAUACAAUCAGCAACUGAAGUUGAUCUUAAUAAUGAAUUGAAUCUAUUAGAAAAUAAUCUUACAUUAGAACAAUUUAGUGAAUAUGUACAUCGUUUACGUAUUGUAUUAGAUAAAGAAACAACAGAAAAAUUAUUCAAUGUUUUAUUAUAUUGGACAGAUAAUUCAAUAACAAAAACAUUGAAAAAAGACAAAACAUUAAUAAAUAAUACAAGUAAAUCUUCUGAAACAACGAAACCGUUAGCUAGACAUUUAGCAAUACCAACAAGUAGCUUAAAAGAUACAUUGGCUAUGCUUAGUGAUCAUCGACGAGGACAGCAAAAUGCAACAUCUCCAACUAAAUCAUCAAUAGAAUCUAAUGCAUGUUUACCUACAACAUUAUUUGAAUCAUUUCUUGAUAUUUGGCAACAGACAAAUGCUGAAAAAGUUCGAAUGAAUCGUUAUUUACCCGAAGAUCGACAAACUAAAGAAUCAAUUUUAAAAGUUUCAUCAUCGGAUAUUGUAUCGAAAGCAGAUGGUCCAGGACAAUUAAUUCUAACACAAAAGCGACUUUAUUUCUUGCCUGAAACACGUUCAUUUGCACGUCUUCUUACUGAACUUAUGAAUAUCAAAUCUGUUGAUAAAUAUCAAUAUCAAACAGCUUUUUCAUCAUCAAAACCGAGUAUUAAAAUUCAAACUUUAUCAACAACAUCACCAUUACCAUGUGAUAGUAAUUUAACAUUAAAAUCUAAAACUUCAUCAUUAGAAAAAGAAUCUAAAUCAGUGAUUAGAUUAAUUUUUAAAAAUAAUCAUGAACAAGAAUUAUGGUAUAUAAUUAUUAUUGAAUUAUGGUCAGGUUUAACAAUUGCACAUGAACAAUGUGAUACAGCUGUACUUAAUAAAGCUUCAAGACAUAUUGCACUUAUGGAUACACUAUCUAAUAUUGAUUAUGAAGAAGAAGCAGUGUCACCUGUUGGUAAACAAUCAACAGAUUCUCGUGAAAAACUGAAACAACGUCAUAAUGAAGCAAGUCUUGAAAUGGCUUUAAGUGAUUUAUCAACAUUUACACGAAUGCGUCAAGAUGGUUCAUUUAAAUCAUUAUCUGAUGAAACACGAAAUGUUCUUACUCAUCGUUUAUCACCAUCAAUAAAUGAAACUGAACGUCAUGCUGUACGUUGUCUUAUAUUUACUGAACAUCGUGAUAAUGGACGUUCAUCACUUUGGUGUGCAUAUGGUUCAAAAAUUAAAGUAUAUAAUGUAACAACAUGGAUAUGUGAUCGAGUUGAUAUAUCAUUUCCAUCAUUAAUAACAUGUAUGUGUCUUGAUACACGUGAUAAACUUUGGGUAGGUUGUAUUCAUGGUCAAGUAUUUGUUGUUGAUACAAUAACACAUGUUCGCGGAUCACAAAUAACAUCGAUUGAUGGUGAAGGUGGAUGUCAAACAAUAGCAUUUGAUGGAAUACAUAAUUAUAUUAUAGCUGCUAAUCGAACUGGUUCAGUUACUGUUUGGAAUGCAUCAAAUUGGGAACGUUUAAAUGAUUUUAAUUUAUACGAAAUAUAUAAAACAACUCAAAAUAGUCAACAACAAACAUUUAAAAGUGAAGCAGUAGUUACAUUUCGUAAUACAACACAAUCAUCAAAGACUGUACCGAACCAAAAUCGAAAACAAAAACUUAAUGCCGAUUCAAAAGAAUCUACAAAACCAUUUGAUAUUCCAAAUAUACCAUUACCUAGUGGACCAGCUCUAAUUAUCCCAUCAAUAACAGAUAAACUUGAACGUAUACAAAUUUACGAUGAUCUUCUAUUUGCUUGUUUUCGCUAUGAUUAUAUACUUAUAUUACGUAUAUCUGAUUCAAAAACUUAUACAUUUGAACAUUUAAUAUCAGUUAAAUAUAAAACAGGUGAUUCAACACCAGUUGAUUCAUUUAUUAUUUAUAACAAACAAUUAUGGGUAUCAUCUGGUUGUAUUAUUUAUGUAUUUAAUGUCAAUAAUACAAAUGAUGAACAUUCAUAUAAUUUAUUAAUGAAAAAACCUGUUGAUGAUGAUUGUCUUAUAACAAUGUUAGGUUUUCAAGAUCAUAUAUGGGCUGGAUCAUUACAUGGAAAUGUUUUUGUAUUUCGUAUGGAUAAUUAUGAAUUACAUAAAACAUUUGCUGGACAUAGUGAUGGUGUUUGUUGUUUAUGUUCAAUGUUAGAUACAUAUGUUAUUAGUGGUUCAUUACAAAAUGAUACAUCAAUUGCUAUUUGGGAAAAUAUACAAUGA
Messenger RNA from Rotaria sp. Silwood1, 4866 nucleotides. Lineage: Eukaryota; Metazoa; Rotifera; Eurotatoria; Philodinida; Philodinidae. The record is from the annotation of a GenBank genome assembly.